Molecule: messenger RNA, 219 nt
Organism: Hirsutella rhossiliensis
Lineage: Eukaryota; Fungi; Ascomycota; Sordariomycetes; Hypocreales; Ophiocordycipitaceae
Exons: 3
Coding region: 1-219 (72 amino acids)
Source: RefSeq, a predicted model, not a curated record
AUGGAAAUUCGCGAUGCUGCUCAGGACUCGUUUGUAUUGACAAACUCGGGGAUGAGAAUUUUGGACUAUGUGUGGAACCCCGCAAGGAUGAGAAAGAUUGCAAAGCAAAGGGCGACACUUGCACCCCAAAUUCUAAAGGACGCCAUGGAAACUCUCGAUGCUGCUCAGGACUUGUUUGUUUCGAUAAACCCGGACAUGCCGAUUUUGGACGAUGUGUGA